Dromiciops gliroides (monito del monte) is the source of this 1811-nucleotide messenger RNA. RefSeq names its product centromere protein Q (gene CENPQ). NCBI's taxonomy places the organism in Eukaryota, Metazoa, Chordata, Mammalia, Microbiotheria, Microbiotheriidae. The record is from RefSeq and is a predicted model, not a curated record. The coding region runs from base 244 to 1071 and encodes 275 amino acids. The transcript has 10 exons.
CUCGAGUGGAAUUAGGGUGAGACACUUAACUCUUACCCUGAACCCAGCAGGAUCCAGGCCAGACCACCUCUUGGUCCCCUGGGCCCUCGGACAGAGGACAGUAACAGUUUUCGCGGGAGUUGUGACCCAUUCCAGGGCGGCUGCGUAGUAAGUGCGCUUGCGCUACCGGAAAACCGUUGCAGACUGAUUGGAGGAAGGUGUAGGGCAGAUCUUAAAGCACUAAUUUGUUCCAUAUAAGUCACGAUGCCUGACAGAGCAGGUACAAAUCAUACAACGGGAACCAAGUCAAAGCAGGAGAGCAGAUCUCAACAGUGCAAAGAAACUGGAAAAAGGAAAGUUGAUAACAGAGAUGCUAAGGAGUCAGAGAAAGAGGUAAGACAAUCAACCAAACAAAUGAAGAAACAACAAGAGAGUCCAGAACAACCUUUGCAAGAAACUGGGAAAAAUACAAAUAAGAAAAAGAAAACCCUCAAAAAUAAAGUAACAUGGCAGCCCCUCUCAAAAAACAAUAAGGAAUAUUUUGAGACUAUAAUGGAUUCUGUGAUACGAUCUGUUUUGAGAACUGAAAUAAAAGAAAAGAAAAACACUCAAAUUCAUCUUAACUGCUUAAAAGAAAGAUUUCUUGAAUUGUGUCAUAAAGUGUCUCUGGGAGACUGGAACAGUCUAAAGGAAGUGUCAAAUCUCCGUCUGAAGGAAAUGGAAACUCUUGAGUCCAAUGAAGAACACCUGGAGUUAUUGCAGGAAGAGAGUGAAAAAGCAUUGAAGGCCACAGAGUUAAUAAGUGAGAAUAUUCAGGACCUUCAGGACAAAAUUCGAAUUCUUGAGAAUGAGUUGGAGGAAGAAGAGGAAAAGACUAAGCAGGUACUUAAGAUAGGUGGUACCAAGGCUCUUUCUCUUCCAGAACUCCCCAAGAAAAGUAUUAAAGCCCCAAUACUUCAUGAGGAAAUUUUGAAGAGGAUCCCAAAUCAGAAAGAUAUUCUAAAGGAUCUUCAUGUAAUGAAUAAUUCAACAGAGAUGAACAACAUGUUAAUUUUCAUAAAAGAAGCCUAUACGAAGCUAGAUGCCUCCUGAGUGCUUGUACUUUACAGUUGAAGACAAUUUGACUUUUAAAAAUCAGUGAAAAUGAUUGUUACCUUUAAUGGUCUUUAGAUAUAAUACAUGAUAAGGCCAUCAUGAGAAUUACAAGUUCCCUAUUCAUCACAAGCACUUUUUUUAAAAGAGGCAUCUCCUGCCAACUGAAAUUCCAGAGGCCCUAGAUCAUUUCCAGAAAUGAACAAGUCUAGGUGCUGUAGUCUUCCCAUUCCACAUCUUCCUGAUGUGUGCCUUAAGAUGGGCCCUUAAAGAACAAGCUUUACUCAGCUAUUGUGGCUUUUCUGGACCAGGGUUUCAGCUGAAUAUAACUCGAUUAUUUUUAAUCAAGGGAUCAACCAAAUAAAACAGGACAUAGAGUAAUUAACAUGUACCUUUCAGAAGUAACUGAACUUUCAAUGGCUAGUCACUCAGAACUGGAAGAACUACCCUCUUUCUUUUUUUUUUUUAAUCCCUUCUUAGUGCUAUUUUCCUCCCUCUGACAACUCCUUGCCCUUCCCAGUGAGCUGUCUCAGUUUUCACUGAUAAUCCAUGAGAAACUAGGUGAUUUAUAAAUGUAAUUUAGGAUGUCUAAUGGCAUCAAUAUUUUAUUUCUGUGAGCGUUUAGAUACCAAAACCUUUUUUCCCUCUCCAGAUUAUCAUGGAGGCAUGAUUGUGUCCCAGAAGACUGAUUACUAGAGAAAUGCAUGUAUACUAUGUCCCCUUAGAGUAUCACCUCGAAA